This is a messenger RNA of Drosophila hydei, 955 nucleotides long. RefSeq names its product ribonuclease P protein subunit p30 (gene Rpp30). The transcript is spliced from 4 exons. Gene Ontology annotation, cellular component: nucleolar ribonuclease P complex. Gene Ontology annotation, biological process: tRNA processing. NCBI's taxonomy places the organism in Eukaryota, Metazoa, Arthropoda, Insecta, Diptera, Drosophilidae. The record is from RefSeq and is a predicted model, not a curated record. Bases 59 to 955 code for a protein of 298 amino acids. Gene Ontology annotation, molecular function: RNA binding.
UGUCAGCAGCUCUGGUUGUAGGCACGUUUUGCGGCUGCGGCUGUUGCUUGAACAAAAAAUGGAGCAAACAAAUGGAUUUUACGAUUUUUGCAUACCCUACAACAAAGAUGACAAGGUUUUGCGUGGUUUACUCAACGAAUUGGUCGAGUUGGGCUAUAAGACGAUAGCAAUUGAACAGAGCUUUGAUCACAGCAAGAAGGAGCCUGGCAAACGUGGUUCCGAAAUGUUUCCCGAGCCCCACAACAUAGAAAAUAUACGCCAGGAGUUUGCCAAUAAGUUAAAGAUAUUGCAGCGAAUAACUAUACUAUAUGUGGAUGUGAAUGUGUCGCACGCAAUGGGCGUUUCGUUAAAUCUGCGCAAGUUUAAUCUAAUUGCUGGACAACCCAAAACGGAGGCAGCGCUAACUCACUGCUGCACCUCUUUUAAUGGCGAUAUCAUUACCUUUGAUCCAACUGCCGGCUCACGUCUGCUUGUCCAGCGUAAACCCUAUCUCAUUGCAGUGAGAAGAGGCAUGUACUUUGAGAUAAAAUACUCGCCCGCUAUAGCAGACUCUAAUAAUCGCAAGGAUAUGAUUAAGGUGGCACAGAACUACUGCACCAAAGGCAAAUCAAGAAAUAUUAUCUUCAGUAGUGGUGCAUUACACGAAUUCCAACUACGCGGACCAUACGAUGUGGCCAAUCUGUCCUAUAUAUUUGGACUAUCUGAGAAUCAAGGCAAAAAUGCAAUCGAUCGGUUUUGUCGGCAACUUUUCCUACGCGCCGAAUCGAGACGUUUGGGGAAAACAAUUAUGUUUGUUAAAGGUAAUGGACCAAUUGUAUUCUCCGACAGUUCCGAUGAGAAUCAAAGUGACCACGAUGUGCCUGAUGAAAUGGAUGCUUUAGUUAAGGAAACAACAAGCGAAGAAGAACCAGAAAGAGAGUGUAGUCAAGCCAAUAAAAGACUGAAAGUAGCAUAA